Colletotrichum navitas is the source of this 1929-nucleotide messenger RNA. RefSeq lists its product as uncharacterized. The record is from RefSeq and is a predicted model, not a curated record. NCBI's taxonomy places the organism in Eukaryota, Fungi, Ascomycota, Sordariomycetes, Glomerellales, Glomerellaceae. Bases 416 to 1642 code for a protein of 408 amino acids. The transcript has 2 exons.
UCUCUUCUACCAACUCCACCUUCGUCCAACUCAACUGACCCUCAUACCACCGUCCGGGUUAUGAGCUGUCGCCUGCGCGAGUAGGUGUUCUGUUUUACAGCGAGCUGUUGCUGUUGUUGUUGCUGUUGUCGCCGCCGUCGUCGUCGUCGUCGCCGUCGUCGUCACCAGCCAAAGGACCGACAUGUACUGAUUUUACUGUAAGCUACCAGACCCAUCCACGUCAUCGACCUCGCGUUAUUCCGCUGUGGACCGGCCCGACCUGCGAACGAGAGCACGCCCGCUCCCAGGGUCGCUCUGGGCUCGAGUCGCAUUUGUUAACUAACCCUCCCCAGAGGUUGAAUCUUGCUUUACAUCGUUCACCCAUUCAUUUCGUCUCGAAGAGACUGCUUGCUCCUCUGUCCGCCCUGUUGUCAACAUGUCCUCGCCCUCAGAGCUUGCUCCCAAUGGCGAGCCAACCCUGGCAGAAGUGUGGGAGAAACUCAAGCUUGUCAUUUUCAAGGUCUGGCGCCAGACGAGCCGCCGCAUGAGAGCAACUGGCGCUUUUGUACUCUUUCUUAUUGUCUCGUUAUUGCUCUCUCUGCCUACGAUCAAGACAAUGAACGUGCCGCAAAUCUCUCUCGAAUACGCACAUUCGCCAUACAACCACUCCAAGGUCGCUCUCCUCGUAGAGAACCGACCCAAUCCCAUUCUCGCGCCCUUGAUGCUGCACUUCAUCUCCGUGGUGCCACCCGAUUGGCGCUUCCGCUUCAUGGGCUCUAUCGAGUCCGUCAAGUCCAUCAACCAGUCUGUCGCUAUUCGCGAACAAGUCGCUGCCGGCAAAUUGGACCUGACCUACAUUCCCGCCAACAUGAGCACAGCUGGUCAGGAGAUGAUCAGUCGUUAUCUAACAAACCUGUGGCUCUACGAGACGGUCUUGCAGCCUGCCGAGUGGCUCCUUGUCUUUCAAACAGACAGCAUCCUCUGCGCCAACAGUAAGAGAAACAUCAACGAUUAUCUCGAGUAUGACUGGAUCGGUGCCCCCUGGAACCCUGGCGGUCGCUGGGGUGGCAAUGGAGGGCUGUCCAUACGUCGUGUCAGCGCCAUGAUCGACAUCCUGAGAAACCAGCAGCGCGCUGACAAUUCAGAGCCCGAGGAUGUUUGGCUUGCCGAGCGCCUUGCUCACCGUCCGGGAAGCAAAGUGGCCAACGGUACUGUGUCGCUGUACUUUAGUGGCGAGAUGCACUCGGGCCAAGGGGCCACAAUCAAGGCAGGAGACGACGCAACACUCGAGGCUGCCGCUGAAGGAGAGUUGAUAUCGGGCAUUGACGACUAUCGUGAGGGCUUCUACGAGCCCAUGGGGUACCACACGGGAGGCAGCGGCCUGUGGCUUCAUGGUCCCAUAUGGGGUACUCCGAAGCUACGCAAGCAUAUUUGGGACUAUUGCCCCGAGGUCAAACUCACACUUGCCAUGGACGCCGCCAAGUAUGUGCCCGGCAACUGCAAAGCAAACUGGAAGAGAGACCUUGAGGGCGUGCUUGAGGCGGAAAGUGAUGAUCAGUCAGAAGCUGGUGAGGAAGCGGGAGAUUCACUGUACCCCUUUGGAACAGAGAUCAUUGAGGGGAGGGAGUAUCCCAAACUACCGCCCUCUCUGGUGGCAUGGUGAUGAACGAUCAGCGGUCAAAAAUCCUCUCUUUUGAGCCUGCACCAUGCGAUGGUCCCGGAACGGAAUGGACAUGACGAGCGGAGUUUGUUGCAUCACAGGCACUUGGUGGCAUAUAAUUCGAUUUGGCGUUUGGGGAUUACAUUGGUGCAGUGCUUGAGUGGAUUCAAACGAGAACGGUAGCUCAAGUGGCUAGUCAGUCUGGGCAUGAGCCAUGUAUGAAUUUGAAGUAAUUAUUGUUGAGACACCCACAACUCUAUAUGAAGCAGUAGUUUGAACAUUCGAAGCAG